AGAACAACAAAAGCAUGCCAUCGAACACCCUGGAGGAGGUUGAACCACAGAAAGAAAAUAAAAACAGCGAAAUUGUCGAGAAAGUACACAAGAAGGGUUAAGAAAAUGGAUUAGAAACAAAGUGUAUGUAUAUCAACAUUGGAACUGUGAAUCCUCAUAAAAUGUCUACAUUUGUACCCAACAUGAGCCCAGGCCCUUGCCUCUACUGCAAUGGCUCUUCUGCUGAGGCUCCAGAAGAACUAUUGCGCUGUGAGUUGUGUCGCCGUUCAACACACAUCUCCUGCCUCAGGUCCUCUCAGCCAGAGGGACGUCUCUUGGGGGAUAAUUUCUUUGAAUACACAUGCUCUCAGUGUCAUCAGAGUACCCAGGACUCCUGCAUUAGAGCAAAAUUGAGCACACUACAGAUAUUAUUACUGGUUCUAUAUAAUCUACACAAAUCAGAUGCCUACACUGCCAGGAGUGGCUUUUACCACUGGAAGCUUCACAUAUACAACUUCAUAAAUCAACACUGGAAGGAGAUUUUUGGUCCUGAGAGCCGAAAGAAAAAGAAGAAGGUGGUGCAGGCAUCACUGAGUGGCCAACUUUCUCACUAUGGCCAAUAUUUUGUGAGUGGAUACGAAACGCUGCGGGAUGGCGGGUGGUACAGGCUGGCUGUUGUGCUAUCGCCGGCCCAGCUCAUACAGCAGCAUAUGGAGGAAAAACGUAGUGGAAGGUCAGGGGGAAGUGGAGAUUCCAUAAGGGGCAGAGGACGGAAAUUUCUGAAAGAAGAUUCCUCCAGGACCUCAGGGAUCACUGGCACCUCUGAAAUGGUAUGGGUGAAGGAAGAGCCCAUAGAAAGAGAGUCUGUGAGCUCCGGGGAUGUGUCCUUUGACAGCCUGAGUCACGAUGACUCUUCCCGAGGUUCUUGGUUUACAGAGAGGGACCUCCUGAAGCCAAACAACAGACCACCCCAAGCCUUGUUUGACAGCGAUGAAGACGAUGAUAUGACAUUGCAGACUGAAGUUAAAGAGGAGAUUACGAUCAAGCAAGAGCAAUUGGAUAGCGAGAUGAUUGAUGUAGGAGAAAAUGAAGCUCAUCAGGUUCCCAACAUCAAGUGUGAGAUACAAGAAGAGCCUCUGCCGUGCUUAAAGCCCUCUCUUUUCACAAAAUCUACACCACCUCCUCCUCCCUUAAAAAAAGUACAAGAACCACAUAAUGAGGGCAGGGAACGGUUACGUCCCCUCAGUAGUUAUGAAGAGCGACAACUACUUCGCAAGCUAGAGCAAUUACAAGAAGCUGGACCAUUACCUCCUCAUCUGCUUCGUUUGCGUCGAAAACUUGUAGUAAGGAAAUCCAAAUAUGAACAUGGCCUUCCUGUCUUUGACCUAGAUGCAGAAAUUAAAUAUAUAAGUUCUCAUGGCAGACUACGAACUCGCCGAGAAAAAAUAUAUUCGAAGUUGUCAAAUGAUCCUGGAGAUUCAACAGCACGUGUAUUGGACAGGUUUCAGGUUGCUAUUGGUGACGAACAUCAGAAGCAGACCAAGAAUUCAAGCUUCUUGGUCAAACUUGUUGGUGAUCCUGAAGGCUCAUUUUCAUACAUCCACAGCCCUUACACCCUGCAGAAACUAAAGCCCUAUAUCAGACGAGACUAUGAGUCUGUCCCACUCAAGCUGAAACUGUUACAGGAGAUUAUCCAGUACCCUCACCGCCACAACUCUGCUUGGCAGCCCCCAAUGAGACACCCAAUAGAUUACUGCUAUGUCACACCAAAACAUAUUCCUGCAAUGAACCAAUUAGCCAGACAUUUCUUUUGGCCUGGCAUUGACUUGUCAGAAGUCCUACAGUACCCAGACCACACUUGCGUAGUGCUGUACCGAAACCUUGUCGUUGGGUUUGGAGUUCUGGUGCCGGACAUUGGCUUCAACAUGGCAUACCUGUCCUUCCUUCUUGUACAUCCCGAGUGGCGUCGAGCUGGCAUAGCAACUUUUGUACUCUACCAUCUUAUUCAGACAUGUAUGGGAAAGGACAUCACACUCCAUGUAUCGGCAACCAAUCCAGCGCUUAUCCUCUACCAGCAGUUUGGGUUUAAGGUCGAGGAAUUCCUCUCCGACUUUUAUGACAAGUACUACCCCGAGGACAGUCCAGAGUGUAAACAUGCCAUGUACCUCAGGCUAAGUAGAUAAGACAUUGGGGUGUAAUUUUUGCAUUUGGUUUUCUCUUUGAAAAUUCUUGUUCAGAGAUUUUUUUUGUUGUUGUUUCAUACCUGAGUCUUUGUAAAUAAACUGUUGAAUAUA
Messenger RNA from Penaeus chinensis, 2273 nucleotides. RefSeq names its product cysteine-rich protein 2-binding protein-like (gene Atac2). The transcript is spliced from 13 exons. The coding region runs from base 126 to 2162 and encodes 678 amino acids. The record is from RefSeq and is a predicted model, not a curated record. Lineage: Eukaryota; Metazoa; Arthropoda; Malacostraca; Decapoda; Penaeidae. Gene Ontology annotation, molecular function: acyltransferase activity, transferring groups other than amino-acyl groups.